Neoarius graeffei (lesser salmon catfish) is the source of this 555-nucleotide messenger RNA. RefSeq names its product nucleophosmin/nucleoplasmin, 2b (gene npm2b). The transcript is spliced from 8 exons. Bases 1 to 555 code for a protein of 184 amino acids. Gene Ontology annotation, molecular function: chromatin binding; RNA binding; histone binding. Gene Ontology annotation, cellular component: nucleoplasm; nucleolus; cytoplasm. Gene Ontology annotation, biological process: positive regulation of DNA replication; chromatin remodeling. NCBI's taxonomy places the organism in Eukaryota, Metazoa, Chordata, Actinopteri, Siluriformes, Ariidae. The record is from RefSeq and is a predicted model, not a curated record.
AUGAGUAAAUCAGAAAAACCUCUGUCAACGCUAUGGGGUUGUGAACUAAAUGAGUUAAAGAAACAAGAGUUUUUCAAGACAGAUGACACAAAUCAUCAGCACCAGCUUGCAAUAAGAACAAUGUGCUUGGGCCACACUGCAAAAGAGGAGUUUAACAUUGUUGAACUGGUUACUGGUGAGGGUGAUGAUGCCAAAGGUGUACCAAUUGCAACUCUACAUGCCAAGUCAAUGCCUACAGUCAACUUCUCUGGCUUAGAUUUGUAUCCUCCUGUGACCUUUCGGCUGAAACAUGGCUCGGGCCCAGUGUUUGUUGCUGCAGAACAUGUAGCCUUGGAAGACUAUUCAGAUGAAGACAUGAAUGAGAUGGAGGAAGAGGAGGUGGUGGAAGAGGAGGAAGACAUUGAAGAGUCACCUGUGAAAGUUACAAAGAUUGGUGCUGGCAAAAGGAAAAAAACAGAAAAGGGUGAAGAUGAGGGUGAUGCAUCAGAAGAUGAAAAUAAUCCUCCGAAAAAGGGGAAAGGAAGGGGUAGAAAGCCAUUGGCUGCAAAGGUUUGA